Osmia bicornis bicornis is the source of this 768-nucleotide messenger RNA. RefSeq lists its product as uncharacterized. Lineage: Eukaryota; Metazoa; Arthropoda; Insecta; Hymenoptera; Megachilidae. The record is from RefSeq and is a predicted model, not a curated record. The transcript is spliced from 4 exons. The coding region runs from base 118 to 690 and encodes 190 amino acids.
UACGACGAUAAAAAGUGCACAAGUGGAGUAACAGCUAAACGCAAAGUUUGAAAGGUUCUCCUUUUCGGCAGUUGUUCGCCAAUUGAAAGAACGAUACGAGCUUGUAUCUCAUCAAACAUGAAGUUCACGAUCUUUUUGUUCACGAUUUUGAUGUGCCUGUUGGUUGGGACGCUAGCCAGACCUGAUGCACCAAUAGACGAAAGUAAUCAAUCGUCAACAGAUGAAGAUGUUUCUGGAUACAAAUGUGCGUAUGAGAGGGGUAAGCGAAGUGCCGAAGAAAGUAGCCAGGAAAGUAACAGUGGUAAUGGAUCAUACACUGAAGUGGCCAACUCGUUGAAAAGCAUAUCAAAUAGAGUGUCCGAGUUAUUAGGUCAGAUUGCAACAAUGAGCGGACUACCAGCUGUGAAGGAAUUAUUGUCAUCUCUUCCAGAGAUGUUGCGCGGUAACAUCCCUCUAGACCAGGUACAUGAGAUGUUCUCUACUGAAAGUGUUGAUAGAUUUCUGAAACAACUUAAUCCGUUGAACGAGAUGUUGAUGAACAUCCCCUGGAUUGCCGAUAUGUACGAAUAUGCUUUGCAAAUGAUUACGAUCCCUCUCGCCACGAUUGCAAGCAUCCUCGCUACAUUGACCACUAUGUUUGGAAAAGUAAUGUCAACAAUUUCAUCAAUUUCACCACCGUUAUUAGUUUGAGCGACUAAACAUGUGUUAUUAUAUGAAAUUAUUAUAUGAAAGAAGUUUAAAAAAAUAAACUCAAAUCGCAAUUAUAAA